This is a messenger RNA of Peronospora matthiolae, 4137 nucleotides long. The record is from the annotation of a GenBank genome assembly. NCBI's taxonomy places the organism in Eukaryota, Oomycota, Peronosporomycetes, Peronosporales, Peronosporaceae.
AUGUUCCGCUCGCCGAAGCCCGGGGACUGGGCAGCUGAAGACAAUGAGACGUUGUCUGUAGCCACCGUCCCGCCGUCAACAGACGAUGCAAAGGCAGCAGCAGCGGAAGCGAAAGAUGCAGAAGAAGCGCCAGCAUCUACUCACGCGCCGGUGCAGGACGCUCGAGAUGACGAGCGCGGGAAUACUGGCGGGCGCUUUGAUCGGGACAGAAACGGCAGCGAAGGGUAUUUGCGGCGGAAUACUGGACGCUUUGACCGGGACAGAGGAUCAGAUCGUGAAGAGAGACACUUUGACCGGGACAAAAGACCGGAUCGAGAAGAGAGACACUUUGACGGGGAUAGGGGUUCGAACCGAGAUGGUGGACGCUUUAACCGGGGCAGAGAGAAUACGGGUGGACGUUUUGACCGUGAAAGAAACGGUGGCCGAGACGAGGGACGCUUUGACCGGGACAGAAACGGUGUUCGAGACGGGGGACGCUUUGACCGGGACAGAAACAAUGGUCGAGAAGGAGAACAUAGAGAACAAGGUGAAGGACGUGCUGACGUUGGCAGAUGGGGACGCCACGCUGACCGGCGCGGUGACGUUAGUGGUGGUCGUGAUUUGCCAGUGGAGCAGGGCUUCGUCGUGUCCAUUAAGGAGACGUUUGGUUUUGUGAGCUGCUUGGACAGGGAGGGGGAUCUGUUUUUUCACAUCUCAGAAGCGCCCGUGGACGUACAGCUGCAUGACGAGGUGGAGUUCCGAGUCAAGUACAACCAGCGGUCGGACAAGGAUGUGGCAUGUCAAUUAGUCGCACUACCGAAAGGAACUAUCAAAGUCGAAGUAAUUAAUGACGAAGUGAUUGACGGCAUAGUGACGAAAAGUUUGCCGCGUGGAGGGCGUGGCAACGGUCGGGGGUCUUUCAAUGGUGACCGCCACCAUAACCGUGAAGAGCACGGACUGAUUGAGAUAAAGAUGACAAGAGAUAGCGAGGACACAGAGGAUGUUGGUGCAAAAGAAGAAGCCUCAGCAGACAUCGAACAGAGCAAGUCGGCCGACAAGCAGACACUCGUCAGACGCGAGUUUGUGCGCUUCAACAGUAACAGUGUGGCUAAUACCGGUGUCAAUUGCAGUGAGGAGGACCAAGAGCAAAGCAACCGACCUAACAAGAGCCUUGUUCUGCACUGUGGUGAUGAGGUUCGCUUCCGUGUUGCGAAACACCGCAAGACAGGAGCAAAACGUGCUGUGGAUAUCAAUAUUAUGGUGUCUGCUCGGGACAGGUUUGAGAAAGAGGUUGAAGCCAAGUUGGCAACUAUGACGCGUGAGUCCGGUGUCGUGAAUCGAGUAAAGAAUAGUGGUGGAUUUAUUAAGUGCUGUGACCGUCCCGUAGACGUAUACUUUCAUUUCCGUGACAUUCUUGGCUCGGCGCUGUCUGAAGGAGAUAAGAAGAGUGGUGAACAUGCUGACGGGCAAUCGGGCGAUGAGCCUGAACGUAGCCAAUCUAAACAAGGGUGUUCAGUCCAAGAAGGUGACGAAGUAUCUUUCUUUGUAUAUGAGAACCCGGCGGACGACUCCACCCGCUCCCAGCUUCGUCUGACGGCGGUUCGUGUGCAGAAGCUUCCGCCCGGAACUGUUUCUUUUGAGAACUUGUUGCAGGCUGAUGUUAGGGGUCUUGUGUUAGCGCCCCCAAAAGAAACUCGGAAUGGGUCUGAGGUAAUUGGCAAGAUUGCUAUUAUACCUGUUCAGGCAAGCGCUGCUGAUAAAUCAGACGAGACAGCAGAUACGGCCUAUGAACCCGCGCCUAACAGCGAUGAGGAAACUGCUAUGAGAAAGAAGAGCAAGGAUGAUAAAGAUUCGAGCCGGACAGUGGCAUUUCGGUUGCAUGACAUCGAAGAUGUGAACUAUUUUCCUCGCGUAGAAGACAAGGUGGUAUUUGACGAGGUGCUGGACAAGCGUACGGGCAAGGUGAAGGCCGCGAAGAUUCGCGUAAUACAGCUUAACCCCAAGAACCGUGAGACCGGCACAGUCAACGCGAUGAAGGAAGACUUUGGUUUCAUCAAGUGCGCUGAGAGAUCCGGAGAUGCAUACUUUCGCUUUUCCGAUGUCACGGGCUCGAACCGCAGCUUUGGUAAUGGCACGGAAGUGGCUUUCGAUAUUGAUGUUGAUAACAAGUCGGAUCACAUUCGUGCGACGCGUGUUCAAAUCUUGCCCAGAGGAACUGUAAAAUGGGAAGAUGUAGUCGACGAAAGCCUAGAAGGUACGGUUGUGGCAGUGCCGAGCUCGAAAAGUGGUCAUGCCUCAAAUCGCGGUGGUCACGGAGACAAAACGAAACGGUUGCAAAAGUUCGUGCCAGGCAAGAUCAGCUUUGUGGCUUCCCAGAAGCAGCACGUUAUUGACUUUUUGCCGGAUCUCAAAGAAAAGCUUGAUGCUGCUUUUAUAGCUUCAGAAGACGUUGUUGAGGAAUUACGGAAGGUGGAUGAUGAAGAGAAGAGCUCGGGAAAGGCUGAAGAUAGCACGGAAAUCCGGAUUUUGUUUCCGAGUACUCUGUCCAAGUUUGAACGAGUUGCGUUGCACGAUUACAGUGCCUUCCUUGGGCUCAAGACCAGAAGCAAUGGAGAAGGGUCCCAUAGUCAGCUUGAAAUCUUUGGAACCGGUAAAAUAUCUCUUAAGGCUGUACAAGAAAAGUGCGCGAACUCCGCGCCAGAGCUGACAGUAGUGUUCAAAGAAGAUGAUUUGGUUGACGUUCGAUAUAACCCGAAAGUGGGCGAUCGCGUCAGGUUCAAUCUUGUGAUGGUCAAGCGGACAAAAGAACUUCGAUGCACAUCCGUCGCAUGUUUGGAGGCAGCCGCUAUUAGCAAGACUAAAGUAGCUAGCGUGAAGAGUGACGCAGUUACGGGUGAAGGGUGCAUCAUUUCUGUGAAACCCGAAGGUUUUGGCUUCAUCCAACCUGCUCAAGCAGGGCUCGGGUCGCUGGAAGAUAAUCUGUUUUUCCACAUUAAAGACAUUACGACGGGGCAGACUUUGGCAGACUUGAAGGAAGGUACCGAAGUUCAGUACACAAUUUAUGUUGAUGAGAAAAAAGACAAGAAACGUGCUAUGAGCGUUCGUGUCGUGCCAGAGGGGACCAUCAGGAUUGAGGUGCCUAAACGCGUGAAGGGUAUUGUUACUAAGGCAAGUUUCUUGCAGCGCAUGAAAGGUGGAGGGAAAGGUCGGUUUGCGAAGGCAAGUAACAAAGCAAGUACUAUGGGACGUAUCAUGUUGGUAGCAGCAGAAGAUAGUGCUGAAGACGAUGUUGCUGCUGUUCGUGGUGGUGCAAACGGAGACAGCGAUGAUGCGCUUGAUGAGGACGAAGAGAUAUCGCAGGCGACAAGUAAAGAUACAGGAACGAGUGAGCAAUCUGCUCCUGGAGUGGCGAAAAAGGCGGAAAAGAAGAAGUUUGAUAAGCAGGUUUAUUUGUACAACAUUCGUGAUAUCGAUGAUCCGAGUGUUGUUCUACGUGAGGGUGACGAAAUCGAGUUCAUACCUCAGUUGCAGCAGAAAGCCCCUCGUGCAGCUCACGUGCAGCUUAUCGCCUCUCAUGCAAAGCAAGGUGUUGUCACACACAUCACGGAGGAUCUUGGUGGUGUCAUUUGCUUGGACGGUGAAGAGCCGGCGGUCGAGGCUCGUUUCACUGCUCGAGGAGUACUGUGUGGGGAUACGCUGCGUGAGGGUGAUCGUGUUGAGUUUGCAUAUAGGCCGCCUUCUGCUUCUCUUGCUAAGAAUGAACGUCCAAAGAGCGAUAUAGAAGAGAAGAAAGCAGCGAGAAAUGAUGGAGGAUACAUGAAAGAGAUUGAAGAAGUCAACGAAGAGUCAACAAAGGUAAUUAUGGGUCAGGCUUUGAGCGUUCUCCGCCUCUCCUCGUCACCGGACUCAACUGUUGCAUCCCCGCGACGAGGCUCGCGCAUGGUGAAUUCGACGUUGAAGGAAGCCAUGCGCCAGGUUGGCGCGAACGCGAUGGUGGCAUCUCGUAUGGCAAAGGGGCCCAAUGGAACGCGUGGUUUCGCUGAGACUUGGGACCUUGACCCUGCAGAGGCACUGGAGGUGAUGCUUGAGGAGCCCGUUGUGGAGUCGUCAACCGCCUCAGUUACGGCAGUUGGUACCACGGAGCCAAGUGAGCCAUAA